Molecule: messenger RNA, 1212 nt
Organism: Pediculus humanus corporis (human body louse)
Lineage: Eukaryota; Metazoa; Arthropoda; Insecta; Psocodea; Pediculidae
Exons: 6
Coding region: 1-1212 (403 amino acids)
Biological process (GO): peptide modification; carbohydrate metabolic process
Cellular component (GO): plasma membrane
Source: RefSeq, a predicted model, not a curated record
AUGAUGACAGUAGAGAAAAGACAUUUUGACAAUCCUUUUCCUGAAUUUGCACCACACAAAGAGAAUAAUUUGGUAGACCUUCAAACUAAAAAGAUUCACACAUUGUUUCUUGAUAAAUUAAAAGCUACCAAUCACAAAUUAAUGGAAGUUCUUGAACAGCAUUUACCAAGCGGAAGAAAGGAUGGAUCUGUGUAUACUGGCACAGCUGGUGUUGCUUUGUUAUAUUUAAUGAUGCAUGAAAAAAUAAAUAACCCAGCAUACUUAGAAAAAGCAGCUGACUUGAUUGAAAAAAGUCUAGCUAGGUUGAAAAACAAAGAUGUUAGUUUUAUUUGUGGUGAUGCUGGACCUUUAUCAAUAGCUUCUGUUAUAUUUUACAAACAAAAUAAAGUUGAAAGGAGUAAAGAGUGUGUUUCACGUCUUUUGGGUUUAAUGCCUCGUGUGGCUUCAUUGGACAGUAAUUUACCCGAUGAACUUUUGUAUGGAAGAGUAGGAUAUUUGUAUUCACUUAUGUUUGUCAAUAAAUAUAUACCUGGAAUUGUGCCAAAUGAUUUUUUUAAGCAGGUCGUUACUUCCGUCAUAUCGUCUGGAAGAAAUCUUUCCAAGAGGGAAAAUAUUUCCGUACCUCUUAUGUAUGAAUGGUACGAAGAAUAUUAUUUGGGUGGAGCCCAUGGUAUUGCAGGGAUUUUAUACCUCAUAUUACAGGUAAGUUUCUUUUAUUUAACUACGGAACAAAUCGAACUUGUUCGUCCAACCGUAGAUUUUCUCAUCGGAAUCAGGUACAGCAGUGGAAAUUUUCCAUCAUCGUUGGGUAGUAAUAACGAUAGAUUGGUGCAUUGGUGUCAUGGAGCUCCAGGAUCGGUUCAAAUGCUUUGUGCUGCUUACCAGGUAUUUCGGGAUCAAAAAUAUUUAACAGCAGCUGAACUUUGCGGUGACGUAGUAUGGGAACGGGGAUUGCUGCGAAAAGGUUAUGGAAUAUGCCACGGUGUUGCUGGAAAUGCAUACACAUUUCUCAUAUUAUAUCAAACAACAAGAGACAUAAAACAUUUAUACAGAGCUUGUAAAUUUGCCGAAUGGUGCACAACAUACAAUCAAUAUCAAGAAAGAGUUCCCGAUAGACCUUAUUCACUUUUCGAAGGUUUAGCGGGAACCAUUUAUUUCCUAAACGACAUUCAAGAUCCUUUAAAUGCUAGAUUUCCAGGUUUCACAAUUUAA